Messenger RNA from Agrilus planipennis (emerald ash borer), 2273 nucleotides. Its product is annotated as transforming growth factor-beta-induced protein ig-h3. Lineage: Eukaryota; Metazoa; Arthropoda; Insecta; Coleoptera; Buprestidae. Bases 194 to 1885 code for a protein of 563 amino acids. The record is from RefSeq and is a predicted model, not a curated record. Gene Ontology annotation, biological process: cell adhesion; extracellular matrix organization. The transcript is spliced from 6 exons. Gene Ontology annotation, cellular component: extracellular matrix. Gene Ontology annotation, molecular function: cell adhesion molecule binding.
UGUGCGCGUGCCGUACACAAUAAAAUUCACCGCCACUACUACCAGUAAAAGGAUCGAUGAUUGCGCGUGUCUGUUGAAGACCGAGACAAGCAAGCCACCAAGAGGGUCUUCGCUGUUGUCGUUACCGGCUGAUGUCCAAUUUAAUCCGUCAGUUUUCGUAUAAUCUGCCGAAUGAACGGUUGCAUCUACAACCAUGAUCCGACAGGCCGGUAUCUGUUUGGUGCUAAUUCUCUGCGUGUCUGACGUUUUUCCGACCGAUAGAGUUUUCCGGCUACCCAAUAUUUCCCAAAUUGAUGACCAAGAACUCAAAAGCAUCGGAGUUGAUCGCUUUUUUUCCCUAUUCUCUGUUUUUACAAACGAUAAUGUGGUCGUUUCAGAUGAACAGUUUACAAUUUUUGCACCCAGCGGAAAUGUUAAUUCUCAAGAAAUGAGUGUUAUCGAAACGAAGGAACAACUCGAACAGCUUUUGCUUAAUCACAUCAUUCUUGGCUCAAGAAUAGAUCCUUCAAACAUAACCGACGGUAUCUACAAAACUGCUGGUGGACAACUAAUUCACGUCACAUCCAAAGACGGAAAGUUUCUUGCCAACUCAGCGGGAAUUAUCGAAUCAAAGGUUGUGUCUCCAAACGGAGUGCUAAUCGUCAUCGACAGCUACCUUUUCCUUGAUAAAUCGGAGCUAAACGAAGAGAUGAAAAACAAAACUCUGGAAAAACCCGCGGCUAUCCUUCCGUUAAUUAAAAGGAAGGAACAGGAUUCGAAAACACCGGAAGGAACUGCCAGUUUUAUGGAAAACGUGUUACAAGUUCUAUCCUAUCUUAAAAGUGGAGUUCGAGUGUUUCAUCACUUUUUAUCACGGUCUAACGUGUCGAAGCUCAUCAAAGAAGAUGAGGAAUACACUGUACUAGUGCCAACAGAUCAUGCUUUUCACAGAUGGCACCCCAUCGAUUGGGGGUUUUAUCCGUUUAGCGUACCAGAAUUUACAGAAAAUAUUAUUAUGAAUCAUUUUGUGAAGGGAAAUUAUAGACAAGAAAUUAUACGCGAUGGAGACGUAUUGAAGACUUUAGGCGAUCAAGAUCUUCUAUUCAGAAAAAAUCCUACACUAACUGUUAACGGGAUUCUUGUCGUAAAAGGUGAUACGCCUUUAAAGAAAGGAAACAUCAUGUUCAUAGCUGAGGUGCUAUUCGUCAAUGAAUCCGUCGUCUCCCGUCUACAUCAACAGCACCGUGACAAGGAGACACCACCAUUACUAGCAUUCCCUUGGUUUGGUGCACAAUUUCUAUCUCAUGCCUUUUUAGCACUCGAACGUGACAAUAGGUUCAAACAGAUAACGAGAUUUUUAAAUCUGGCAGACUUAGCGCCUCACGUCUCAGGAACUGGAUAUACUUUUUUCGUUCCCACCGAUAAAGCCUUCGAGGAGUUGGGACUCGAUAAAAUGCCAGACAAUUAUCUAUCAAACAGCGAAGGCCUCCAAAUACUACUUAAUCAUUUCGUAAAGGGAAGACUCUACGACAAGGACCUCAAGGAUAGUUCCGCAAUUCAAACUUUGGGCAACAAAUCAAUAAUCAUUAGCAGAGAAAAUGGUCGUCUUACUGUAAACAAUGCAACUGUUAUCGAAAGUGAAGUCUUCGUAUACAACCUGGGAACAAUGUAUUACGUUGAUAAACUUCUUUUUAUAAACAAAAAUUUAUUAUCUGGUACAACUACUACAAAAUUGUCGGCUACAACACAAUCGUCAUCUACAUCGACUGCGGUUGAUACAAUAACCGAAGAAACAUCAUCAGAUGCACCCGAAUUGUUCACAACUUCGGUUAGUGACGCUUUUACAAUGGACCCGGACUCUGUCACUAUAGAACCUUCCGGGAUACUAAAUGUUACACAGAAAUAAAAAGGAUAACUUGGAAUGUAGAAUCAGAAAUGUCAUUAUGCAUAUCACCCUUUCCUAUAAAUGGUAAACUUCAUUCGGAUGCUCGUGUGGAAAGAAUUGAAUAUUAUGUUCUGAUGAAAUUUAACAGUGGAAAGAUUAUGACUGAAGUUCACUGCGCAUUACUCAUAAUUAUAUAUUAUGGAAAACAGAUAUAUAUUUGAUAAAGGUCUAGAUGAUGGGGGGGGUCGAAAGAGGAGGUCUUCUCUACCACUGUACCAUAAAAAGUUCGUGGCGGUCUAACCCCCAUAAGAAGUUAUGGGUGUUAGAUGAUGGGGAGAUCGAAAGAGGGUGGUCACCUGAGUAAAACCUCAUUAAAAAUUUUCGGCGGUCUCACCCCCAUAAAAAAUUA